AUGGGGAUGGAAUCUGGGAGAAGGGGAUGGAAUCUAGGAGAAGGGGAUGGAAUCAGGGAGAAGGGGAUGGAAUCUAGGAGAAGGGGAUGGAAUUUAGGAGAAGGGGAUGGAAUCUGGGAGAAGGGGAUGCAGUCAGAGAGAAGGGGAUGGAAUCGGGGAGAAGGGGAUGGAAUCAAAGAGAAGGGGAUGGAAUUUGGGAGAAUGGGAUGGAUUUGGGAGAAGGAGAUGGAAUCUGGGAGAAGGGAAUGGAAUCUGGGAGAAGGGGAUGGAAUCUGGGAGAAGGGGAUGGAAUCUGGGAGAAGGGGAUGGAAUCUGGGAGAAGGGGAUGGAAUCUGGGAGAAGGGGAUGGAAUCUGGGAGAAGGGGAUGGAAUCUGGUAAAAGGGGAUGGAAUCUGGGAGAAGGGGAUGGAAUCUGGGAGUAGGGGAUGGAAUUUGGGACAAGGGGAUGGAAUUUGGGAGAAGGGUAUGGAAUCAGGGAGAAAGGAUGGAAUGGAGAAAGGAUGGAAUGUGAGAGAAGGGGAUGGAAUCUGGGAGAAGGGGAUGGAAUCUGGGAGAAGGGGAUGGAAUCUGGGAGAAGGGGAUGGAAUCUGGGAGAAGGGGAUGGAAUCUGGGAGAAGGGGAUGGAAUCUGGGAGAAGGGGAUGGAAUUUGGGAGAAGGGGAUUGAUUCUGGGAGAACGGGUGGAAUCUGGGAGAAGGGGAAGGAAUCCGAGAGAAGGGGAUGGAAUCUGGGAGAAGGGGAUGGAAUCUGGAAGAAGGGGAUGGAAUCUGGGAGAAGGGGAUGGAAUCUGGGGAAAGGGGAUGGAAUCUGGGAGAAGGGGAUGGAAUCUGGGAGAAGGGGAUGGAAUCUGGGAGAAGGGGAUGGAAUCUGGGAGAAGGGGAUGGAAUCUGGGAGAAGGGGAUGGAAUCUGGGAGAAGGGGAUGGAAUCUGGGAGAAGGGGAUGGAAUCUGGGAGAAGGGGAUGGAAUCAGGGAGAAGGUGAUGGAAUCGGGGAGAAGGGAUAG
This is a messenger RNA of Closterium sp. NIES-65, 1002 nucleotides long. The record is from the annotation of a GenBank genome assembly. Lineage: Eukaryota; Viridiplantae; Streptophyta; Zygnematophyceae; Desmidiales; Closteriaceae.